Salvia splendens (bonfire salvia) is the source of this 1184-nucleotide messenger RNA. RefSeq names its product zinc finger protein 511. Bases 67 to 831 code for a protein of 254 amino acids. The record is from RefSeq and is a predicted model, not a curated record. NCBI's taxonomy places the organism in Eukaryota, Viridiplantae, Streptophyta, Magnoliopsida, Lamiales, Lamiaceae. The transcript has 4 exons.
GAAACUGAACUAUUCUGCUCAAAGAGGAGAGGCCAUCGAAUUUCAAAUUCUAAGAGAGGUGGAAAAAUGGCAAUGGAAGUUGAAGUGAGUGUAACAGGCUUGAAUUUCCCCUUUCUGCAGCCUGUACGACGGCGUUUUGGGCCGGAUGCCCUCUUCUUCGAGGCUGGCAACAUAGAAAGACAACUCCUCGCUAAACAGGUUACAUUAGAUAUAACAGAUAAAGAAAAGCAGCAGAUACAAAGCAUGGAAGAUUGGGGAAGCAGUGAAGUCUACUGUCCUAUUGUUGGUUGUGGAGCGCACCUCCUGUCUUUGGAGGACUUUGAAGAUCACUAUAUUGCUAGGCACAUGGCAUCUUGUUCUGUCUGCUCACAAGUAUAUCCAACAUCACAUUUACUCAGUAUACAUGUUUCUGAGGCCCAUGAUUCAUUCUUCCAGGCAAAAGUUGCGCGUGGAUAUGCCAUGUAUGAAUGCCUUGUCGAAGGCUGUGAUGCAAAGCUGAAGAGCUACAAGAACCGACAGCAACAUAUGGUUGAUAAGCAUAAAUUUCCUUCUUCAUUUGAGUUUUUCAAGAAGUCGAGACCAUCAAAGAAACAGAGGCAGAAAACCCAGCGUAAACAAGCAGUGCACAAAACAGAGGAUGCAUCAACUGCAAUGCAGGUGGAUCAAGAAAACAUCGACAGCCUUGUUUCUGCAGUUUCAAGACUAAGCACUUCAGAGUCUCCUUCAUCGAUCAGUUUUGGCCGUCGCCACACCCGAGGUCUCACAUUCGUCCCCCGAGCCGUUCAAAAAGAGAAAAGACCAGGCCAGUCAUCAGAACAGCCAAAAAGAUAGCAUGAUUACUCGGAAGAUUCAAUCACACAUGUUCCUCGAUGCGGUUCUUUGAUUUGAAGUGGCGAUAUAUUGGUCAAAUCAAUGAAAGUAACACAGACAACGUCAUCCAAAUCCAACGGGGGCGUGCCUCGUCCAAUCUUCCAGAGAUCUCGAUGUACAAUUCUGCAUAACGCUGCUUAUUUUGCUGUAGAUCUUGUGCUGUUCUUUAACAGUUUGGCAAUUGACGGUGUUGUAUUGAACUAUAUGCCAAUGUACUACAUAAUCAUAAAUUUUUCAAGUUUUUCCUGAUUCACAUCCUUUUUGUAAUGACUUCUCCAUUUUCAAGCCAUUCUCCAAAACCUUAUUUUUGUUAA